This is a messenger RNA of Planococcus citri (citrus mealybug), 1292 nucleotides long. RefSeq lists its product as uncharacterized. Bases 169 to 891 code for a protein of 240 amino acids. The transcript has 9 exons. NCBI's taxonomy places the organism in Eukaryota, Metazoa, Arthropoda, Insecta, Hemiptera, Pseudococcidae. Gene Ontology annotation, molecular function: odorant binding. The record is from RefSeq and is a predicted model, not a curated record.
UUAUUACUCCAAGUCAUGAGACAAGCAUUUUGUGACCUAACUAACCUUAUACCUUCUUCGAUGCUUGUUAUGACGACCGUGUUGUGCUCGUAUAUAACAGAAUGAAAGAGUUCGUCGCACUUCAGUCGUACCUGUUGAGUAUUUAGUGUAGCAAGUAUAAACAAUUUAAUGAUGCGUUUAUUUUUAGCCGCGUUAUUAGUUUGUAUUCCGUUAAGCUAUUGUUUCGAAGAUACCGAAUUUACUAAACAUCUCCAAUCCGAGAUAGAUGAAUACUUGUCAGAAAAAGAUAGGCCUCUGAUGAGGCCUAGAAGGAGUCCUCUUGAUGAUAAUGAAAUUGUAAACGAUGAACAUUUCAAAUGCAAGCAGCAUUCUAGAAAAUCAUGUUGCGGUAAAACUAAUUUAUUCAAGAAUUUCGGAGAUCAGAAUAAAACGUUGGGUAAAACAUGUUACGAAGAAGUGUCAGAACGUUUGAAACAAGAUCUUCCUUUACAAGAGGCGCCGAAUUUAUUCUCGUGCGAGAAAUACAAAAUGAUGAAGAAAUUACAAUAUUGCGUGUAUGAAUGUGUUGGAAAGAAACGUAAAAUACUAACAUCAGACGGUGAUCUAAAUGUCAACGAAAUGAAAAUCUACUUGAAUAACGAUUUAUUCAAAGAAGACUGGCAAAAAGAAUUAGCCCAAAAAGCCGUACCGAAAUGUUUGAGUGAAAAAUAUCUUGAAUGGCCGCAAAGUGAGCCUGGAAUUAUAUGCAAUCCAAUAGCAGUUCAAUUUCAACAUUGCCUAUGGAGAGAAUUCGAACUGAACUGCCCAAAAAAUGAACAAAAAGACAGUAAAAAAUGUAACAAAUUACGUAAUAAUUUGAAACAACAAUACGCGACUAAAAGAAAAGUAUAAAUUAGAUUUUUUGUUUUAGAUUUACGAAAUUAUUUUUAAGCCGCUGUUUGUAUUUUUUAAAAUUACCUUAUUUAUUAUUUUUGUUUUUUUGUAUAUUUAUUAAAAGUUGUAAGAAAAAUAUAGAUCUUGGUUGAAAGUUUUUCUUUCGAAGGGUAAAUUAUGAAAAUUGCAACAUAAUGUAAUUCGGUCUGUAGGUAGAUAUAGGAACCUACGUAAAACAGAAAAACAACGAUGAAGUGAGGACCAUUCCAAAUAUACUUAUUUCGAAAAGUUUGAUGUUUUAUAAAACAAAGAAACUCAAACAAUACAACAAUUUUAAUUAAAAAAAUUGAAGUAAAUUUGGUAUCUUUUUGUUGUUGUUUGGUUUAUGUGCACAAUAAAGGCAUUGUUAUACACUUGUA